AUGAAAGUAGAAGUUAGUGGAAGGUUCGAAGGGAAAUAUGGGCAUUUCGAUUGGGAAUGCGUGACUAUCGGCGAAUCGAAUGCAGAUGUCUAUCGAACUGAUCAAUUUGUUUUAAAAAAACAAAUGAUCAAGGAAAGAACUUAUCUAUCUGAUGAAAAAUCCCGAAUCGAAUGGCUGAAAGGCAAAGCAUCUGUACCAUAUGUAGUCGAUUAUGAUCGAGAUGAAAGAUUUGAAUAUUUAUUAAUGACACGAUUGAUCGGAACAGAUGCGGCUCAAACCAAAUGGACGAAACAAGAUCCAAAGCUGUUAGUCCAUCAAUUGGGCGUUGCACUUCACCAUCUUCAUGAAACAAUACCGAUUACUGAUUGUCCAUUUGACAUGCGAUUAAUUAAUCAAGCGAAAGAUAGACAUGAUUUUAAGGAGUUGAUUUCACAUGCACCUGACGAAGAUCUUGUUUUCACUCAUGGUGAUUAUUGUUUACCGAAUAUAAUUUUCGAUGAUAACGAAUGUCGUGCGAUUGGUUUUGUUGAUCUUGGACGUGCAGGCAUUGCUGAUCGGUACUAUGAUAUUGCAGUUGGCUUAUGGAGUAUUCAAUACAAUCUAGGUGAUGGUUUCAGAGAGAUCUUUCUCAAUGCGUAUGGAAUUCAUUCUGAUGUUGAUGAGAAAAAAAUUGAAUUUUAUCAAAAAUUAGAGAGCUUGUUAUGA
This is a messenger RNA of Adineta ricciae, 705 nucleotides long. NCBI's taxonomy places the organism in Eukaryota, Metazoa, Rotifera, Eurotatoria, Adinetida, Adinetidae. The record is from the annotation of a GenBank genome assembly.